CUCUCCAGAUAAGCUGUUUCAGCCCAACAUCUCUGUGUCCUCCUCCAUGUACGGGGUCUCCGGGGCCCAGCAGCAGGGGUUCCAGGUGUUCAGAGGCUCCACCUUCACCAUCAGUUGCUCCAUCCAGCCUCAGUACCCAGGAGGCUCCUUCCUGCUCAGCUACACCUCCAUCAACUCAGCAAACAACUACACCCAGCCAGCUGUCAAUCACUCUGCCCACUUCCUGUUCCCAGCUGCAGAGCCCGCCCACCAGGGAAGCUACAGCUGUGUUUAUCACGUCUCUGCUUUUUCUCAGGACUUCUCCUCUGAGAGCCGUCUGCUCUCCGUCACCGUCACAGGACUCCAGGCUGAAGGAGAACACAACUCAACAGAGCCUGGUGUUAGGCUGGUGGGAGGAGAGAGUCGCUGUGCAGGAGACCUGGAGCUGGAACAUGAGGGAGAAUGGAGACCAGUGGAGGGCUACUCUCUCUGGACCCUGAAGACAGCAGGAGUCGUCUGCAGAGAUCUCGACUGUGGCUCUGCUGUUUCUGUGGGACAUAGAGAGGGGUCCUCAGAGAGACCUGUGUGGUUCAUCAAAUCCUACUGUGUUGAGUCUGGAUCUGCUCUGAGGGAGUGUGCAGUAUCAAGUUCCUCUAAACACAUCCUGAAUGUCACCUGCUCAGACUCUGUCAGGCUGCUGGGGGGGACUGGUCUGUGCUCAGGCAGACUGGAGGUGAACUCUGACCCGUCUAACCCGUCUAACCCGUCCUGGUCCUCAGUGUGUGAGGCUGACUUUGACCAGCAGGAUGCUCAGGUGGUCUGCCGGCAGCUGGGCUGUGGGGCUCCUUCAGUCCUCCAGGGGGCGCUCUAUGGAGAAGGGGAGGCUCCAAUGUGGACCAAAGAGUUCCAGUGUGGAGGCCAUGAGUCUGCUCUCCUGGACUGUAGCUCAGCCUCAGAGAGAAACACCUGCUCACCUGGCACAGCUGUUAGCCUCACCUGCUCAGAGCCUGGUGGUGUUCAGCUGGUGGGAGGAGAGAGUCGCUGUGCAGGAGACCUGGAGGUGGAACAUCAGGGAGAAUGGAGACCAGUGGAGGGCCGCUACUCUCUCUGGACCCUGAAGACAGCAGGAGUCGCCUGCAGAGAGCUCGACUGUGGCUCUGCUGUUUCUGUGGGAGAGAGAGAGGAGUCCUCAGUGAGAUCAGUGUGGUGGAUCAGAUCUCUCUGUGUUGAGUCUGGAUCUCCUCUGAGGGAGUGUGUAGCAUCAUCUUCCUCUCUCCACUUCCUGACUCUCACCUGCUCAGGAGCUUUAUUGGCAUGAAAGUUAAACGAAACA
Molecule: messenger RNA, 1312 nt
Organism: Trematomus bernacchii (emerald rockcod)
Lineage: Eukaryota; Metazoa; Chordata; Actinopteri; Perciformes; Nototheniidae
Product: CD5 antigen-like
Exons: 6
Coding region: 47-1297 (416 amino acids)
Cellular component (GO): membrane
Source: RefSeq, a predicted model, not a curated record